This is a messenger RNA of Lucilia sericata (common green bottle fly), 3389 nucleotides long. RefSeq names its product heparan sulfate glucosamine 3-O-sulfotransferase 3A1 (gene Hs3st-B). The record is from RefSeq and is a predicted model, not a curated record. The transcript is spliced from 3 exons. The coding region runs from base 343 to 1470 and encodes 375 amino acids. NCBI's taxonomy places the organism in Eukaryota, Metazoa, Arthropoda, Insecta, Diptera, Calliphoridae. Gene Ontology annotation, molecular function: [heparan sulfate]-glucosamine 3-sulfotransferase activity.
UGAGAUUUUUUGCGGAAACAGACAACUAACGGUAUUUGUUGCUACUUCCCAUUUUUAUCAGCUGGUUUCUCACUCAGUUGUAAGUGUGAGCACCGUCCAUAUAAAACAAAGAGUUGAGUUUUGUUUUCAUGGCCUUUGUUUUUGUUUCAAUUUAUAUCAGGAAAAAGGAGUGUAAAAGGACGAAUGUAGUAAUUUUAUUUGAUUUAAGUCGAUGAAAAGUAAAAGGCAACUCUCACGUAAAAUGAAGUUAGCAAAAUGAAAUAAAAGAUACAUAAGUGAAAGAAGAACGAUUGUUAAUGUAAUACUUUAUUUAAUAUAAUUUCAAGUCAAUCGAAUUAAAAAAUGAAGAAAAUUUUAGUUAAUUGGUUUAACAACUUGAGUAAUCGAAGCCUUGUGAUUACCAUAUUGAUUUGCAUAUCCUUAAUAUACGUAUCGUACACAUUUAACUCAUGCCUAAUUACGAGUCUCGGACGCACCUUAAAGAAUAAUCCUUUUAGAAACCUUUUUAAAUCAUCAAUGUUGCAUGUCCAAAUUGCAAAUGUAGCAAAUAUGACUGUAAAGGAUGACAUAAAUGUAACAAGGACAAAGACUUCGUUAUAUGGAAUGCCAUUAGAUUCAUUGUCGAACAAAUCAGCGACUCGUAUUUUGGAUGGUUCACCAAAGUAUCGACUCUUACGACAGCAAGGAUCUAGACCAUUGCGCCAUUUACCAGACACUUUAAUCAUAGGUGUUAAAAAAUCCGGAACUCGAGCGCUACUGGAAUUUAUACGACUGCAUCCUGAUGUUCGUGCUGCUGGCUGCGAAGUGCAUUUCUUUGAUCGCCAUUAUCAGAAAGGUUUGCACUGGUAUCGGCAUCACAUGCCAUAUACAAUCGAAGGCCAAAUAACAAUGGAGAAAACACCGAGUUACUUUGUUACCAAAGAAGUGCCCUUAAGAGUCCAUCAUAUGAAUUCAAACACCAAACUUCUAGUCGUUGUUCGUGAUCCCGUUACUAGAGCUAUAUCCGACUAUACACAAGCAGCAAGUAAAAAAACAGAUAUGAAACGUUUUGAAGAGCUGGCCUUCGUCAACGGAAGUUAUGCAGUGGUCGAUACUAACUGGGGACCUGUGAAAAUUGGAGUUUACGCCCGAUAUUUAGAAAAAUGGUUACAGUUCUUUCAACUCUCACAAUUACUCUUCAUCAGCGGUGAACGUUUGAUUAUGGAUCCUGCUUAUGAAAUAGGAAGGGUCCAAGAUUUCUUGGGAUUGAAAAGAGUAGUGACCGAAAAGCAUUUUUAUUUUAAUGCAACUAAAGGAUUUCCGUGUCUAUUCAAAUCAGAAGCACGUUCAACACCACAUUGUUUAGGCAAAACUAAAGGACGCAAUCAUCCUCACAUUGAAACAGCGGCGAUUGAAAGACUGAGAGAUUUUUAUAGACCAUUUAAUAACAAAUUUUAUGAAAUGACAGGUAUAAAUUUUGCUUGGCCCUAGAUAUAAAACGACUAGGGCUCGUUAAAAAUAUAUAAAAAGACUUACGGUUGUAACACCUCCUCCGUUCAUAAUGAAAAACAGGUGUGUUGAGAAUAAAACAACGCACAAACUUGUAUUGAAAUUUAUAAAAUUUUCAAAUUAAUUUUUUUGUUCUUAUAUACAUAAUUCGAUACCAACAUAAAAAGCAUUUAUGAAACCACUUACUCCGAUAUUUAAAGGAGACAAAAACUUUAAAAUAAAAUAAAUAUUUUAUAACCAUAAUAUACUACUUAUUACACACAAUAGUUAAAAAUGCAUACUUACAUAUGAAAAUUUGUAGACUUUCUUAGAAUUUUUUAUUACUUGUUAAACUAUUUACUAUGUAUAAAAGUAGCUUUAUCAUAAUAAUUAGGAAAUAAAAAACAUAGUUCCUUCGGUAACAAUGGAAAGAUUUUAAUAUAAUACUGAAACAGUAAUCCCCUAUUUCAACUAAAAUAUAAGAUUGUAGUCUUAUGACCAUAUUCAAAAUAAAAUGUUAACUACUACGAACUGCUAUCAUUCCCUUAUGGAGAUUUACACACAAAUAAGUUAUACAUACACACAUACAUAUGUAUGUAUGGAUGUAUGUAUGUAUUUAUGUAUGUAUGUAUGUAUGUAUGUAUGUAUGUAUGUAUGUAUGUAUGUAUGUAUGUAUGUAUGUAUGUAUGUAUGUAUGUAUGUAUGUAUGUAUGUAUGUAUGUACAUAUGUAUGUAUAUAUGUAUGUAUAUUCUUGCAAAUAUCCCAUCAGUUUAAAAUCAAAUCAUAUUUUAAUGAAAUAGUUUUUCUUCGUUUUAUACAAUACAUAAUUAGAUAAUUUGAAAAUAAAUUGGUAAAUUGUUGUUUUCAGUCUCAACUAGUAAUUUAUCUUAGCCCUAUCAGGAACAGAAGUGACACAAAACUAGUCCCUUCUUCUUCAGGUGUAAGAUCCAGUUUAAGCUCUAACUACGUUCGUACUUUCAAAUAUUGCUAGGUCUAAACAUUAAUAAACGUUAUAAGCCCUGCAUAAUUAUCCACGUUAAGAAUCUAUUUAUUAAUAAAACAUAAGGUUUUUUAGAAAGCGUAAUCACAAUGUAGUAGUCAAAACUAUUUCAUAUAUAUUUAGCAGAUUUUUUUAAAUGUUUGACGAAACAAAGGAAGCUGCAACGGUUGGCAUUUUUGAAAAAAUAUUUUUCGAUUAUCGGUUAUAUGAUUUCACCAAGUUUUGUCUAGAAUAGAAAAAAAGAAAGCAAUAUAUUAUACCAUUUAUUAUAUGAUUAAUUGAGCAUUAAAUACCCUUUUGCAUAUUGCAAAAAUAUUAAUACAAUAAUUAACUUAUACAUAUUUAUAAACAUUUAAAUAAAAAUCUUAUUAAAUUUUGUACAAUAGAAAUAGUUGUGUUUCAUUUACAUAACGUCGCCUUAAACACAAAGGGCCGAUUGUACCCAAAAAAUUCAAAAUAAAUUUUUUAAAUUAAUUCUGAUAUAUAGCAUCAAAACAAAUAUUUACAUAUUUAGAAUAAAAACCUACAAAACUGGUCAUAUCUACUGCUCUAAAAGUUUAUAUUUAUAUAGUUUUAGCGCUAAUUUUAAUGAAAUUCAAAAUCAGUUAUUAAUGUUUUAUUUUGUUAUCAAACAGAAUUUUUAUCAAUACAUUUUAAAAUAAAUAUAGUGCACCAAUGAAAAUUCGCAUGAAAAUCAUCGAAUGUUCAUUGGUUAUAAGCACUCAUUUUAAUGAAUUACUAUUUUUCCAAAUACGAAUCCAUGCUCGCCAAUGACACGCCAAUGUUAAAAUCAUGCAUGUUUCAACUAAAUAUGAACCAGUUCAUUAUCAGUUAAACCCGUGCAUUUACUACAUUUUUUGCACUUUUUUUGCUGGGAAAAUUUAAAUACGCUUAGAGUACAUUACGUAUUGGCAUUGAAAU